AUGGCGUUUGACGCGGAGGUAUACAUCCUGAUCUGUGUGUUCUUAAUUCUCACCAUCCUGUCCCUAGUCGUGAACGGAUGCACUCUGCUGGGACUCGGACGCUCGAACGACCUGUCUUGGGAGCCCCGGUACGCCCUGUUGAAGAACCUGAUCCUGAGUGACAUUGUGCAGACCAUGAAUUUGGGCCCGUUUGUGACCCACUGCUUAAUACAGAGAAGCACCAUGACCUUCAACAGUUGGUGCGUAAUCCAGUACUUCACGGGCAGCGCCUGCAUCUUCUGCACCAUGAUCACCAUCACGUGCAUGGCCAUCGAGCGCUACCUCUACGUGUGCCACGCCAUCCACUACCUGGCCAUCCUGACCCCUGUGCGCCUGCGCCUCGCCGUCAGCUUCACCUGGGUCCUGUCCAUCAGCGCCGGCCUUGUUAACGUCACCCUGCUGCACCGGGGGGAGGGGGAGUACGGCGCCGCCACCUACGGCCUCACCUGCGAGCCCGACACUGUGGAGCGCCACAUGGGCUUCCCUAGAGCGGCGGCCGUCACCCCCAAGCUGAUGGGCGUGAGCGUCACCGUGCUCUGCCUCCUCAGCUACUUCUUCGCCUACGUGAGGAUGUACCAGGACGCCUGCAACGCCGUGAUGCCGUUCAGCGUGGUCAACAUGCGGGCGCGCAACACCGUGCUCUUUUACUGCGGGAUGCUGUUUCUGCAGCUCCUCCCAAUGUUCCUCAAGAUCACCUCAGAUGUUCUGUGGGAGCUGGAGGGCACAACGGACACUUCUACAGUCCCCCCGAAGAACCUCUUUGGGGCUGAUUCGUUACUGUUGGCCGGCACCCUGCACGUCGCCCUCCUGGCUCUCAUCCUGGUGCCCCCCUGUAUCAACCCACUCAUCUAUGGCCUCCGCAAUGGGGAGGUGCGCCAGGCUCUGCCCAGACUAUUCCGAUGGAAGGGUGACAGUCCUGUGCUGGACGUGGAAACAACUGAGGGGUUGUCACACGCAGGUGGGCUGAGUGAGGGAGGGGAGAGAUAUGGCAACGGAGCCCAUGUAAAACCAUUUGAGGAGAGGGACGAGGAGCGCACUGAUGUUGGUAAAUGUACAAUUGUUAGCAACGAUGUAGUGCGCAGUACUAACACGGAUUAUAGCAUGAAUUGA
Esox lucius (northern pike) is the source of this 1149-nucleotide messenger RNA. RefSeq names its product olfactory receptor-like protein OLF4. Gene Ontology annotation, biological process: G protein-coupled receptor signaling pathway. Bases 1 to 1149 code for a protein of 382 amino acids. Gene Ontology annotation, cellular component: membrane. NCBI's taxonomy places the organism in Eukaryota, Metazoa, Chordata, Actinopteri, Esociformes, Esocidae. The record is from RefSeq and is a predicted model, not a curated record. Gene Ontology annotation, molecular function: G protein-coupled receptor activity. The transcript has a single exon.